Molecule: messenger RNA, 432 nt
Organism: Helobdella robusta
Lineage: Eukaryota; Metazoa; Annelida; Clitellata; Rhynchobdellida; Glossiphoniidae
Exons: 3
Source: RefSeq, a predicted model, not a curated record
UGGAUAAUCAUACAGCAGAGAAUAGAUGGAAGUUUGUCAUUUGAACAGAAGUGGGGUGCAUAUAAGAGCGGGUUCGGUAACAUAAGUGAGAACUUUUGGUUCGGAUUAGAAAAGAUGCACUUGCUGACAACCACCAAGCCGACACUUCGCAUAGAAGUUUUGACGACAGAUGGUCUCUGGAGGUCAGAUCACUACAAAGAUUUCCAAGUCCAGUCGGAAGGUGAAGGCUACAAGCUGCACGUUGGUGGCUACUACGGUGACAGUGGUGACGUCAUAACGAAGAGUUCGGCGGGGGGGCUGGACAUGCAGGACAUGAAAUUUUCUACAUUUGAUAAGGACAACGAUGCUUGGAAGGGCGGGGAAUGUGCUGACGUGAGUGCAAGUGGCUGGUGGUUUCAGAACUGUUACAGCAUCAAUUUGAAUGGCAGAUAC